Messenger RNA from Rotaria sordida, 453 nucleotides. Lineage: Eukaryota; Metazoa; Rotifera; Eurotatoria; Philodinida; Philodinidae. The record is from the annotation of a GenBank genome assembly.
AUGGCUUCACUUGGUUUACAUUUAUUAACUCUUAUACUUGGAGUAGUAUUUAUUUUCUCAGGUCAUGUUAAAUUAACACCACAAUUUUUUCCUGAACAACAUACACAUAUAAAAAAUGAAUUUGGAAAAUAUAAUAAAGAAUUUCCACUUUAUCAUCAAACUGGUUGGCGUCCAUAUGCAAAAAAUUAUCGUAUAACAAUUGGUAUAACUGAAAUAGUUUGUGGAAUUUUCUUACUUCUCGGUUUUUCACAAACAUUAGCAACACUUGUUUUAUUGAUGGUAAUGAUAAAUGCGAUAGUUACAUUUCAAAAAAUAAAUUAUCCCAUAGAAUAUACGGGUAUAUUCGUUGUUGUUUCACUUUUACUUUUAUUACGACUUGGUUUAACAGCAAGAUCAACAGUUAAACAAACAGUUAAAUCAACUAAGGCAAAAAUUGAAAAGAAAGUUGAAUAA